UAUGGAGGGAAAAAGUGCCCAACGUUUUCCGUCAAUAACAGUUCAAAAACUUUCCAGAAUGGCGCUGGUGUAGACACUUGGUAUGGUAUGAAUGUAGCAAUUGUAAAUGUAUUGUAAUUGUUUAUUUCUCAAUCCUACUGUAAUAAUAUUUGGCGCUUCUUUUGAAAUUUACCAUGAUGCUAUUGUGGCGCCACCUCAAUUGGUUCAAUUUCGACGGACACUUUUCAUAUAUACAGAAAUGUUACUCCUUACUUAUGAGCAUUAAAAAAAAAAAAACUACACGUUAUAUUUGUUAUUGAAAUGUUUUUUUUUAAGUUGGCAGCACUGCAUGCAUUGACUUUCACAAAUUUAGAAGAAAGUAAGUGGUACCAAUGGUACAAUGAGUAGUACUGAAUGAGUCAUGCGCACACCUAUACAAGGUAAAGAUAAAGAGAUAUAUAAAAGGGAACAACAAUAAUACUUCUGUUAAAGGGACUACUACUUGAGUGUAUACUUUAUUUCUAUUUUAUUCUUUAUAAUAUUUAAUUAUAUUAUCCACACAAAAUAUUCGUCAGGGUACGAUAAUAUGUUGUUGUAAAAUAUUUUUGAUAAAAAAACUAAAAAAAAGGAUCAACGACUCAUAUUUAUAUUUUAACAUUUAAAAUGUGUGAUGAAGAAGCAAACGUUGAACAAAACGAAAAUGAUCAUCAAUUUGACAAAGAAGAAGAGUUCAUGUCAUUGUUGGAUCUUCCAAUCGAGAUAUUUCUUCACAUCUGCUCAUUCCUAGAUGCGGAAACAUUGAUGCACAGUUUGAGUUUAGUUUGUAAACAAUUUUACGAAGUACUGAACGACGAUUUGUUCUGGAAAAUGCGAAUUAACCAAAUAUUGCAAAAUACUGGCUAUCCGAUAUUGCCUCCUGCUGAGGACGAUGAACUUUUUUGGAAAUUGUCAUGCGUAGCCAUUGAGAAACAAACUUCAUUAUGGAAAAAUGAAAAUUCGAUGGAAAAGUUGUCCCUUACAAAUGUACAAUACAGUACUAUAGAUGGCCUUCUGUUAAUGCACAAAGGAAAAAUUUGUAUAUCUGGAGCAAGAGAUCGUUCUUUGGCAUGUUGGAGCCUUCCCGUUGAAGAAAACGAUCAUGUGAGAUAUACUUGUAUUGAUUUGGCACAUAACGGAUGGAUAUGGGAUUUAACAGCGAUAGAUAACAUGGUCUAUAGCUGUAGUUGGGAUCAAAACAUCAAGGCUUGGAAUCUUACAACUACUGGUCUUGUCCACUUCAAAACUUAUGAGAUGAUCGUUACAGGUGCUUUGCUUUGUAUAGCUUCUUGUCCGGAAUUAGCACUCUUCGCUACAGGCUCAUUUUGUAAAACAGUAUUGGUAUUUGAUUCAAGAUCAGGAUAUAGUCCUAUUGCAAGAUAUCAACCACAUCAAAGAGCCGUUAUUAGACUUGCUAUGAAUUCUGAUUAUAUAUUAUCUGCAAGUGAGGAUAAAACUGUCUCAAUAUGGGAUCAAAGAGUUAGAAGAAUCAUGAAAACAGUUACAAUUUCGAAAGAAUCAUUUCCUAUGAGUAUGUCGAUGCAAACAAAUUUGGUAUACGUUGGUGAUAGUAAUGCAAAAUUACACGUGUUAGAUUUAAAGAGUGGAUUUGAACCUGUUAAAUGUUACGAGACGGAACAUAAGAAAGGAAUAACUGGUGUUCAUUUUACUCCUGGAUGCGUAAUAACAAGUUCCAUGGAUAAAACAGUGAGAAUUUCAAGUCCCACUGAUCCACCACAAAAUCUUACAACUCUGACUUGUGGUUAUGGGGAAAUAGCUAGUAUAGAUUAUUUGAACAAUGUACUUGCUGUGUCUGGUACCGAAGGAAUAGAAAUUUGGAGACCUCGCGCAAGAACAUGAUGUUCAUGAGUCUUAUUAUUAUUAUUAUUAUUAUUUUUAUUAUUAUUCUUAUUAUUAUUAUUAUUAUUAUUAUU
Messenger RNA from Polistes dominula (European paper wasp), 1949 nucleotides. Its product is annotated as F-box/WD repeat-containing protein 9. The record is from RefSeq and is a predicted model, not a curated record. Gene Ontology annotation, molecular function: protein binding. Lineage: Eukaryota; Metazoa; Arthropoda; Insecta; Hymenoptera; Vespidae.